CUCUAACAUAUGACAUUUCUUCGAGUAUAUAGGUUUCAUUCUUCUGUGGUGUACAUAUAUGGUGUAUCUUCGAUGAGUGUGCAAUUAAUUAGCAGCAAUGAUAAGUUGGUGGUGUAUUCUCGGUAUAAUACCUGUUUUGGAGACUUUAUAUACUGAUGGAGUAAUCAGGUGUCCAAAUAUUUGUUGGUGCAAGAAUUCCAUUACAAAUUGUCAAAAUAACAACUUAACCGAACUACCAGCUGGAAUCGAUAUCAAUGUAACCAAUCUGGAUCUGUCCAUCAACAACUUUGGAAAUAUUUCCCAUGAUAUACGAACGUUCACCAGUUUGAGAUGUCUCAACCUAUCUACCAACAAGAUAGCAACACUUGGGCACUCAGAUUUUGAAGGUUUGGAUAAUCUAGAGAAAUUGGACCUAUCUUCCAACCUAUUUCAUGACUGGAAAGAUGUGCAUUCCCAAGCUUUUACAAAAUUGGGAAAACUUGUGUACCUGGAUCUCUCCAACAACCCACUUAGAAACCUGCCUAAUCUGUUCAACCAGUUUUCCAUACAAUCUUUAGAAAUACUUAGAGUCAACAACUGCUCUAUGGCUCUCAUACCAAAGGCAUUAUUCAAAAAUUUAGAGAACGUUCUGGAAUUACAUGCAGCUUAUAAUCCUGUCAGCAUCCUUAAUGGAACGUUUGGAUCUGAUACUCUGAAAUAUAUGGACUUGAGCUAUUGUUUAUUAACUCACAUAUCAGACGAUGUGUUCGUGAACUUAAAGGCAUUAGAAACCCUAAUAAUGAGGAAUAAUAUUCAUCUCAGAAAACUAGAAAUACAUUCAGAUAAUUUACUCUUCCUGGAUCUUUCCGAUAGUAGCUUAGAGAGUGUUCCAACUGGUAACUUGAAAGCUCUGAAAUCUCUUAACCUACGUGGAAAUUUCUUGAGAAAUGUCCCAGAUAAUAUUUUCUGUAACUAUUCCAGCUUGACAUAUUUGAAUCUGUCUUACAAUGUUUUAGAAACGAUUGAUGAGAACGCAUUCAAGAAUUUAGAUAUGUUGUCAGUCCUGGAUCUCUCAAUAAAUAAAUUAGCCACCAUAAGUGAAAAAACAUUGUUACCUACUAUAGUACUUUCACGAUUGGACAUUUCUCAGAAUUACAUCAAUUCUCUGGAUGGUUUUCGAAGUAUGUCGCUGAAAACAUUAGAUGCAAGUAAAUGUGAAAUAUACAGUGUUCAGAAGUUCAGUAUUUCCAGUCUUCCUAAGCUAGAACAUUUAUACUUGCGAAAAAACUUCAUAUCUUCACUCCCAGACGGUUGGGAUGGAAAUCAUCUUCGGUCCCUGGAUCUCAAAGGUUGUAGAAUCAGAAGCAUCAACAACAAGACGUUCACCCAAAUGAAUUAUUUGUUAUGGCUCGAUCUAUCUAGUAAUCGCAUAUCCCAAAUUCAUCCAAGUUUUUUCCCAGAAACCCUGAUAACUCUAAAGCUAGAGGACAAUCAAUGGGUUUGCGAUUGCCCUAAGCUCAAGGAUAUGUUCGAGUGGCUAAUUUUUUCAGAGGAAGUAGUAGAUGGUCUUAUUUGCGACUCGCCCCAAAAGGUUGAGGGCGAAAACUGGUACUCUGCUUGUCAGAAAGAGUGGAAUCCAUCUAAGAAAGGACAGCUAUGGUGGUACUCCAUGGGGCUCAUAAUAUCCAUGACUCUCUUACUAGUGAUCGUGUUGACUUUACGGAAACUGAAUGAUAUCAAAGAAAAGCGAUGGCGUGAGCAGGAAGAACGUACAAGAAAUGAGGAAAGGGAAGCUAGGGAGGCUCGACAAAGAAUGCAGAGACUUCAGAGGGAGUUUAGAGAGGAAGCCAGCCGAAAUGCCCCAGACCCUAGGGAAAGUCAAGGCCCACCUUCGUAUACUGAUGCGCUACUGCUGCCGAAGCCUGAUCCCAGUAUAUCGGGUAGUAUGCAUAGCCUGGCUUCCAGAGGCAGUCUUCAUGGGAGUAACCCUGAAAUCCACAAAAAGAAUAAGGUGAGGCGGAAACGAAGGAGGAGGAAGUCAGAAAGUUCUGAAACUAAGAGGAUGUCCCGUGCAAGUAUUGAUGUUGAUGACACGGAUACUGAGCAAGAAAUAAACCCUAGACCUCUAGAAAGUGAUUUUUGAUAGGUGUCCUUUUCAACGUCUGUCCAUACAUGGAGAUUUAAGUGAUGUAUUAACAUUAGACUGAUAUAGUUCAACCUUGACUUAAAUUUGAUUGACGUUAAUGAACUGAAUUGGUAAAUUUCUAAUAGUAAACAUGCCCCUACGUUGACAAUUUUAUUUCGUGGUAAGGAUAUGAACUCGGUGUAGGUCUUAUGUCUAGUUGCGAUGUCGGGCCGAGUUGCAAUAUACCGAGUGUAAUACUCACCAUAACGUUAUCAUCUUGAUGGGAACUGCGAAUUUAUUUUCUGCCGUACGUUCAAUGCAUUUCUUGUGAAUAAUUCUUGGAUGAGCAAAAAAGUUCCAUGUGAGUUGAAAUUUGAGAUAAAUCAAUAAAUAGUGUUAAUUUUACUGUUAGUUACCAUAACUGAAUGACACCUUUUUUGUAUCUUUCCAUAUAUUAUAGGAUAAUAGUAUUUCAUCAUCUU
Molecule: messenger RNA, 2586 nt
Organism: Phaedon cochleariae (mustard beetle)
Lineage: Eukaryota; Metazoa; Arthropoda; Insecta; Coleoptera; Chrysomelidae
Source: the annotation of a GenBank genome assembly